AUGACAGACCUUAGGCUGCGACUUGCUGAUAUCGACUUAGGAAAUUUGCUAUUUGAAGAUAAGGCCCCUCUUCAAAAUGUUUGUGGUGAUAAAAUCUGCCUCAGCCUUUAUCCCGACUUCCUCGCUUCAAAUUGGUAUGCUUUCAGUUUGCUUUUAUUUCAGGCUCCAAAAACUAGGGAUUUAGCGAGGUGGGAGCGUUACGCUCGCAUAAAGGGUAUUCAUAACAAAAAGAAAUCUAAAAAAGUUUGGGAUGAGACUACUAAAAGUUGGAAGCCUCGUUGGGGCAAGGGAAGAGCUGAUGAUAUAAAAGAUAAAUGGGUCCUCGAAGUGCCUGACAAUGCUGGUAGGUCUACUAAUCUAAUGGAAUUCUUCACACAGAUCCAUACGAGGACCAAUUUGAAAAGCUUAAGAGACAAAAAGCUGAUCGUGCUGCCAAGAAUGAGUUCCAGCGAUUGCGGAAUAUUUCUCAUGCAGCCAAAGCUGGUCGUCGUAAGUGAACUCUUUACUUUACCCUUCAUUUCCUUAUCUUUGAUCCGUGUUUCCUUAAUGAAUUGUUAUACUUGUAUAGCUAACCCAGCGGGCAUUCUGGCUGAAGUUGAGCUCAAUAAAUCUGGCUUAUCUCAAGCUUAUCGCAUAGCGUCAACCUCUGAUGCUUCCCUCGGUCGUUUUACACAGGAUGUUAACAUAAAAAAGAUAAAGAAGAAGACAGAGUAA
Messenger RNA from Protopolystoma xenopodis, 714 nucleotides. The record is from the annotation of a GenBank genome assembly. NCBI's taxonomy places the organism in Eukaryota, Metazoa, Platyhelminthes, Monogenea, Polystomatidea, Polystomatidae.